AUGUCUCGCGAAGCCUACCAGGUCCCCGCGAUUGGCUCCCAGAACACAUUCGAUGCCCAAGGCGGCGGUUUCGCCAGCGCCAUGGCCGUGGACAGCCCCUCCGUCGUGUAUCUCUGCGGCGAGUGCUCUGCCCGUGUCCCUUUGAAGCGCGGUGACCAGAUUCGCUGCAAGGACUGCGGUCACCGUGUGCUCUACAAGGAGCGGACCAAGCGCAUGGUUCAGUUCCAAGCUCGUUAA
This is a messenger RNA of Penicillium soppii, 237 nucleotides long. Its product is annotated as Rpo12/RPC10 RNA polymerase subunit family protein. Gene Ontology annotation, cellular component: RNA polymerase III complex; RNA polymerase I complex; RNA polymerase II, core complex. The transcript has 2 exons. Gene Ontology annotation, biological process: DNA-templated transcription. Lineage: Eukaryota; Fungi; Ascomycota; Eurotiomycetes; Eurotiales; Aspergillaceae. Gene Ontology annotation, molecular function: DNA-directed RNA polymerase activity; DNA binding; zinc ion binding. Bases 1 to 237 code for a protein of 78 amino acids. The record is from RefSeq and is a predicted model, not a curated record.